AUGUCAACCCAAAAGCAACCGAGGCGGUUUGCCCUGCUCGUCGGGAUCGACUGCUAUCUUGCGGGAGACGCAAGAAGAUUCAGCAGUGGCCGCUGCGUCUCGAUAAACGACCUCGAAGGAUGCGCAAAUGAUGUCAAUAUCAUGAAAGAAAUUCUGAAUAACGAUUUCGGGAUACCAAAUCCAACAGUUCUGACGUCGCCUCCUUCAAUACAAGGGGCUGAGCUUCCAACCUUCGCCGGCAUUGAGAAAGCAUUCGAUCACAUUUAUGACUGCACGGAGUCCGGAGAUAUAUUCUUCUUCUAUUUCUCUGGACAUGGAGCACGACUAAGGCCGAUACCUGGAUCGCCUACUGGAGCAGCUUUCGAUCCUUCCCUGCUACCUAUGGACUUCUGUCUAGGAGAGCCAGCUAUCCGUGGAUGGCACCUCAACCAGUGGUUGCAGAAGCUCAGCUAUAAACAAGUCCAAGUCCUUGCCAUCAUUGAUAGCUGUCAUCUGGGUGGCUCAGAGGAGUCUAGUGAGCGGUACAGGGCCCCCCUCAAUUGGGAUGCGAUCAAUUUACUCCCGCAAGAUGGGCUAGCGGUCCAUGACAUCCAUGGCGCCGGUCAAAAUCAGCCCAGCCCUCAAACAUCAUGGUCUAUGUUCCCAGAGACUUUCACGUUGAUAGCAGCUUGUGAGGAUGAUGAAAAGACUGCAGAGAUGCUAGUUGAAGGAAGUUGGGUUGGCGUGUUUACGAAAACGAUUGCCGACAUCUUACGAUCAUCCAAGGCUGACGAGGAAAGCCUGACCUAUCGUCACCUAAAGGAACGUCUGGCGAGAAGGCUCCCAGCGCAGCAUUCUGUAGUUCAUGGCCGAGACCGGCUACCAUUCUUGGGCGAUGGACGGUUUCGUCCACUGUCACAUCUCAUCGCGUGGUUCCAGGAUGGCAAAGUUCAUCUUCCCAUUGGGAAAGCUCACGGGGUCCACAGCUCUUCCGAAUUCGUCCCCAUUUCGGCACCUGGCAGAUUUGCUUUUAGAAUGGACUAUAUCGAAGACUUCUACUCGGCGGUUCGCCUUCAGCCCGAGGUCUGCGAAGCUCUGAAUAGAGAUGAUUUUCGAGUCGUCGCCUUCCGAUGGAGCUUAGGAAGCCGACAACUACGUGUUUCCUAUGACGCCACUGUCAACAGUACGCUCCAGGAAUACAUCCGGAACGCCGUGAAACGUCGUAUUUCCAGUGCGGUAGAAUUUGCUGUAACUGGCCAUUCUGACAAGCGUCAUUCAGACUCUUUGCACAUCAAUCAGCAACCUUGUGGCGGCUUUCUCAUCCAAAGGCCGACACAUCUCAUGGGCUACGAGGGACUAGCUUAUGACUCUAGCAUCAGCGCCAACACAAUCGAUCAUACCGCAGAAAAGGUCGCGGAUCACAUAUUGCGCGUUUCUCUUUUCGAACAGGCUCUCCAGCUUCGAGACAAAACAUCGCAGGGGCCCAAGCCGUUCGAUGCACUUAUUCAGCCAGUUCAUGGCAUCUCUGCCAUGGGUUCAUUCCCCCACAACCAGAAAUUCGUAUUCAGGUUUCACAACAAAUGCGAACAAGAUCUAUUCCUCACCAUAAUAAAUUUUUGCCCCGGGUUUGGUAUUCGACAGGGCUUUCCUGAAGACGGUCUUUCGGCAAGGGUUAGGGCGCAUGAGACCAUCGCGUUCCCAUUCACCAUGAACAUGGCCGAUGAACUCAAGAUGCCAGCGAUGAUCAACGAGGAACAAGUUAUCCGAGACAUUGUACGCAUCAUCGUUGUUCAAGGCGGGGGGGUACCCUGGAAAAGCCUGGAGCAGCCCAACAUCUGGAGCUCUGGCCAAGAACGAAGUCGCGGCCCGACGCAGUACAGUGAUUGCGUUGUUGUGGGCAAGCAUCGAAAAUGGUGGAUGGUUGAUCAAGAGAUAAUCACGAUUACAGACGGGCUGAAACCUGUACCACAACACCCGCUGGGACGUGCUCUGAGCUCCUUGGAUGAGCGACUGAAGCAAGCUAUGCAGCAGUUUCGUUUGGGUUGUCAAUUGUAUCUCAGCUUCUCGCGCACCGGCACCAUUGAAGAUAUCAAUCAUGCCAUCCGCGAAAUUCAGCACGCUAUCGCCAACACUACAGGUGCCGGGAAGGAGGUUGAAGUCAUGCGUGCGACACUUGGAGAGAUUGGCUUUUCUCUCAGCCAAAAAUCAGCACAUAUUGAAUCCGUCGAAUAUCUCAAAAUAGCUGUGGAAGCAACGAGAGCAUCUGGUCUCUGUGGCGUUUCUCGCGAAAAGCUCCUGAACCAGCUGGGAACACUUCUGGGAAGAUUGUUCGUAUGCACAGAGGACUCGGCACAUUUGGAAGAAGCCAUUCGGGUUACCAAGGAAGCAGUUUCUGCUACCAAUGGCAACUAUCUGGAACAAGCCACGGCCUUGAUAAAUCUCUGCAAUCGAUUGAGCGAGAGAUUCAAACAUAGUGGCCUAGUAUCGCACCUUGACGAGGCGAUUGACUUUGGCCGCGAGGCUAUGGAGAAAACACAGCGCAUCCCCCAAUACUGCAACAUUCAAACAUCGAUUGCUGCCAAUCUUGUACUGUCAUUAUGCGACAGAUUUUCAGUCACAGGCCGAAACGAGGACCUUGACGAAGGCAUCAAUCUGUGUGCAAUCGCUGUCUUGCAAGCAAGUCCGAGUGAUCCUAACCGUGCUCUCUGGCUCAAUAACCUCGGUCUCGCGCACAACCAUCAGUAUUCUGUCUCGAAGAAUAUGAAUGAUCUCGAUGAAGCUAUACGGGUGACACAAGAUGCUUUGACUAGCAUCCCUCCCCAGCAUCCGGCACGCAAUGGAAUCAUCUUUAACUUAGCCUCACGGCUCAGGGACAGGUCACGCUCUACAGGAUCGAUACAAGACUUGAAUGAAGCUGUGAGGUACUUUCGGGAGAUACAAGUGUCAGAGGACACUGGCGGUAUUAUAAGUCAGACGAUCGAGAGAUCAAAACGACUAAGUCUCUUAGGCGUUUCUUUGGGGGAACGAUUUGAACAGACCCAUCAACGUACUGACAUCGAAGAAUCUGUCAAGAUUUUGAAAAUGUCCCUUGCAGCACAGCCGAAAGGAUCCACUGAAAGAGGGGUACGGUUACAGAACGUGGCCAAUUCGCUACGUUCGAAAUUUGAGCUGUUGAGAGAUGUGCAGGACAUUGAGGAGGCUAUCUCUUUACGAAGACAAGUUCUUCAAGGGGACUUCGACUUCGGUUUAGAUCGCGAAGAGCUUCUGGAGAGUAUGGCGGUUGAUCUGCAUCUGAAGGCCAUGAAGACGAAGUCCUUGGUGGAUCUGAAACAAGCCAUCCAGGGCUGGAAACAAACAAUUGCAUCAACCUCCGAAGGUCAAUCAGAGAAAGCGAGUCGACUCGAAAGAUUGGCAAAGGUGCUUUUUACCAGCUUUAAGAUAACCGGAGACACAUCCAAUCUUGACGCAGCGGUCGAUUCUUGUCGCAACGCUCUAUCAGUGGCGACGUCUCUUAGCGACUGCAUCGAUAUUCGACGAACUUUGUCCAACUGCUUGUCCGCAAGGGCGUCCCAUACAGGAGCUAUGAAAGACACAGAUGAGUGCAUUGAGCUCUCCGAAGAGACACUGGAAAAUUCUGCCAUUGAGAAUUCCGACAAGCGCAUCUUUCUGAGCAGUCUCGGGUCUUGCUUCCAACUUCGGUACUCAACCACCGGAUCAAUGGACGAUCUCAACCAGAGCAUUCGUUUCAACAGGGAGUCAAUGGAUAUUUCGCCCGCCGAUGACGGCCAGAAGCCUUUCGGAGUUUGCAAUGUAGCAACAGCGCUCCUUACCAGAUUCCAACGAACAGGACAAAUGAUAGACAUCAACGAGGCUAUUAGACUCCUGAAAGAGCUGCUUUCUACUUGGCCCGGCGACGUGGAAGACGAGAUCGUAUUCCGAACAAACUUGGCCGGUCUUUUGGCCGAAAGGUUCGUCAGAACAUUGAACUUUCAUGACAUUGACGAAGCAAUCAAACUGGCACGACAAACCAUCCCGUACAACCAUGCAAACAGGCCUUCUCGCUUGAAUAACCUAUCCGGCCUUUUGCAACGGAGAUACAAACACAGCAAGCAACUAAAAGACCUCACUGAAGCGGUUGAAUUUUCCAGGGAAGCCGCUUUGACUAUGAACCGCAAAAACCCCAAUCAGGCCGCGCUUCUUUGCAACCUCGCAGUUGUUCUCGAUGAGAAACAUCGCAUUUCGAUGGCAUCGGAGGAUCUGGAUGAAGCAAUCCGCUUCGGCAAGGAAGCUGUUGAAAACACUGGGCUUGACCAUCCAGAACGAGCCAGAAGGAUUUUUUUCCUUGGGCUCGAUCUUGAGCAUCGAUAUGCACACUCCAGAGAUCUAGAUGACCUCGAGACAGCCAAAAGGUUCCACCUUGAAGCUCUGUACGCCACUAACAGCGGGGUCAAUGUGCGCAUACACGCAGGCCAUCGGUUUAUGUCUAUCUGCGACAUAGCUGCCCAACACGACGAGGCGUUCUCUGCUGCUGAGACCGUUGUAGCGCUCAUUCCUUUGAUGGCAUCUUUGAGCCUGCCGCCCGCUGAUAAGCAACAUUUUCUUUCACAAGUUGUUGGACAUACCUCUGAUGCUGCAGCCAUUGUUCUCGCAGUGGGCAAACGUCCAGCAUUUGCUGUCGAACUGUUGGAGACUGGUCGGGGUGUGAUUGCGAGCACUCUCCAAGACCUGAGAGCUGAUAUCACGACCCUGGCAAGAUUUGAUCCAGAGCUGGCCAGACGUUUCGUGGAAGUCCGCAAUAAGCUGGAUGCUCCGAUAACUGUCUCGUCCACGGAAGCAGACCUUCCUAUCAAAAGUCAUGGUAGGAUUGUCGAAGCCUUUCCCUUCGAAGGUGACCAGCGCCACGAGGCUAGUGGUCAAUUGAGCGAUUUAUUGACUGAGAUCCGCGACGUUCCUGGAUUCGAGAGAUUUCUUCUCGCCGGGACUGAGACGCAAAUGAGAGAGGCAGCUGCUGAAGGUCCCAUUAUCAUCAUCAACGUGGGUGCUCAUAGGCGCGACGCCUUGAUCAUCGACCAAAGCGGCAUUCGUGCGUUGGAGCUCUCAGGCCUAAGUAUUGAGGAUAUACACUCUCGCACAAAUACUCUAGACUCGGUGAGGACACUUGAAUGGCUGUGGGAUGUCGUUGUCGGACCAGUUCUAGACUUCCUUGGUUUUACUGGCACGCCAGAUGAGGGCAUGCCGUGGCCACGGGUUUGGUGGAUCCCAGCAGGCGUGCUCGUGCGGUUUCCCCUUCAUGCUGCCGGCUAUCACCUUCGUCGCAAGUCAGAGACGGCCAUGGACAGGGUGAUAUCGUCGUACAGCUCUUCUGUAAAAGCCAUCACAAACGCUCGACGACAGCGGCUCCUUGUUGAUGGGGACCCCGGGUCAGGUUCAAAUGCUAUCCUCGUGUCCAUGUCAGAGACUCCAAGACACUCGAGUCUUCAGCAUGCAAAGAGGGAAAUCGAAGAGGUCAGCAAAAUCUGCUCAUCAAUGGGCUUGCCGUUUGAACAUCCAGAGAGCAACAAUCGAGAUGUUUUGGAAGCUCUAGACAACUGCAAGGUCUUUCAUUUCGCUGGGCACGGAGGUACUCAUCCUACAGACCCAUUGAAAAGUCUCCUUCUCCUCAAAGACUACGACAGCCUUCCCCUGACCGUCGGAAGUCUGCUUGACAAGAACCUUCAAUCGAAGAGACCUUUCCUCGCCUACCUUUCGGCAUGCGGCACCGGUCAGAUCAAAGAUAAGAACUCUGUUGAUGAGAGUAUUCACUUGACCAGUGCUUUUCAGCUUGCGGGGUUUCGACACGUUGUUGGUACACUCUGGAGCGUCGACGACGCGGUGUGUGUGGACGUUGCAAGAGCCACCUACGAAGCGAUCCAGGAGCAUGGAUUCAGAGACACUUCUGUGAGCCUAGGCCUUCACCGGGGUCUGCGAUCGCUACGUGAUCGAUGGGUGGCUAGUGAGACGGAUCCCACGGUUCCUCGUCGGGACAUCAAAGUCCCUCGGUUCGAAGAUCGCAGAUUGCUGUGGGUUCCAUAUGUGCAUUACGGCCCAUGA
This is a messenger RNA of Colletotrichum gloeosporioides, 6069 nucleotides long. RefSeq lists its product as uncharacterized. Bases 1 to 6069 code for a protein of 2022 amino acids. The record is from RefSeq and is a predicted model, not a curated record. Lineage: Eukaryota; Fungi; Ascomycota; Sordariomycetes; Glomerellales; Glomerellaceae. Gene Ontology annotation, biological process: proteolysis. Gene Ontology annotation, molecular function: protein binding; cysteine-type endopeptidase activity. The transcript is spliced from 2 exons.